UGGCAUCGGGGACAGCUUUGGCAGCUUUGUUAUAACCCACCCCAGCCCCUCAGGAUUCCCAGGGCUGCGACAGGACCUGGGAUGGAUUUUUCCUACAGAAGGAUCCAGGCAGGAUCCAGCCCCUGAGCCCGGUGGGGUGACAGUGGAGGGGACGCUCGGGAAGCCUCGGGGACCCCCGUCCAUCCCCAGGCAUCACCUGCAGCUUCCACACCGACACCUGCCCGGAGCCUCCCGGCUCCCGUCCCCACCCUGCGGCAAAAUCAAAUGGGAGCCGAGUUCUGGGGCUGGAAAUCCAGUCAAAUGUCACCCGCGCUGGGCUGUCUCAGGAUGUUGAACCACGAUGGUCAUUUCCUGCCCAGCAAGCGGCCACCGAGCCCACCCGAGCUCCGUGCCCAGAGGCGCUUGAGCUGCCGAGCCCAGAGGAUCCCCGCGCUCCCGAGCAGCCCCUGCGCAGCCCUCGCUCGGCCGCCGCCACCAGGAUGACCGAGGUGACCACUGUCCCCACGGAGACACGCACUGUCCCGAGCGAGUACGCGGAGUACCACAACUUCUCUGAGCUAUUCUACCUCCUGAACCACACCUACACCUACUGUGAGUUCAGCCUGGAUGAGAACGUCAAGAGGGUGAUUCUCUUCAUCCUCUACCUGGUCAUCUUCGUGGUGGGCUUGGUGGAGAACCUCCUGGUUAUUUGGGUCAACUGGCAGACCCGGGGCAACAAGAGCUUGGUCAACCUGUACAUCAUCAACAUGGCCAUCGCUGACCUCGGGGUGCUGCUCUCGCUGCCCAUCUGGAUGCUGGAGGUGAUGCUGGAUUACACCUGGCUCUGGGGCAGCUUCCUCUGCCGCUUCACCCACUACUUCUACUUUGCCAACAUGUACGCCAGCAUCUUCUUCCUCACCUGCCUGAGCGUGGAUCGCUACGUGACCCUGAGCAGCUCCUCCCCGUUCUGGCACCGGCACCAGCACCGCGCGCGUCGCGCGGUCUGCGCCUGCAGCUGGCUCCUGGCCGCCGCCAUCCCCGUGGUGGAGGUGACUCACAUGCAGCUGGUCAACACCGGGGAGCCCAUCUGCAUCUUCAUGGCCCCCUUCGAGACCUACGACGAGUGGGCGCUGGCGGUCAGCUUGGCCACCACCACCAUCGGCUUCCUCAUCCCCUUCCCCGUCAUGGCGGUGUUCAACGUGCUGACGGCGCGCUUCCUCCGGCGCACCAAGCCCGAGAGCCGCAAGCACUGCCUGCUCAUCUACGCCUACAUCGGGGUGUUCCUGCUCAGCUGGCUGCCCUUCCACGUGGUGCUGACGCUGCUCACCCUCGAGGGCAACCACAUCAUCCUGAACUGCACCUUCGCCCACCUCCUCUACUUCUUCUACGACGUCAUAGACUGCUUCACGCUGCUCCACUGCGUCAUCAACCCCAUCCUCUACAACUUCCUCAGCAAGAACUUCCGCAGCAAACUCAUCUCUGCCGUGGUCAAGUACAUCCCAAAGGACCACGGUGGUCAGAGGGGCGCCGGCAGCUCCUCCUCCAGCACGCAGCACUCCAUAGUCAUCGCCAAGGAUAACAGCCCUCCCAAUUAAGGGGGGUCAGACUCUCCCAGCCUCCGUCGUGGUGGCUCUUUGGGGACAGUGGCAUCGGUUUUCCUGUUGCUGAGGACACAAUUUGCUCUAGCACGGCCCUUCUUGGCUGGGCACCUCCCGUGGCAGGAUGAGGUGCAAGGUUUGAGGAGAGCUGGGAGCUAUGGACAUCUUGCCUCUGGGGUGCUGCUGUGUCCAAACUAAAGAAAGGAUAAAAUUAUAUUCCCUGUUUGACAAGUGAAAUAAUAAAGCCUGUUACUCCACUCAGUGUCUGACACGAGCCAGCCCCGAGAUCAGAUCAGAUCCUGCCCCAAGCCGUGGGGUGGAGAGCACGAUCUGCCCCAUCUCAGGUGUUCCCCAAACUGUCCCUGACCCCCAGCCCUGGGCACGGCACUGCCUGGUGAGUGCCAUCCCGAGAGAGAGAGAAGGAAUCAUUCCUUGGGGACACAAACCUUCCCUCGCUGUGCCCAGCAACAUCCAGAGCCUGAUUUUUGAGAGAUGAAGGCGAAGCAGCCCAAGGAGCUGAGCAGGGCACAAACCUGAGGGGAGGAACAAUUUGGAUUCCACAUCAGCCACUCCUUCAGAACAAUUUUGCAAACCCAGUGGUAAAUUAGCGAUGGCUAAACUGGGUUUGACUGGCAAGGGCUGCUCCAGACUGACUCUGGGUUCCCCAUCCUGUUAACUCCAGCCUCCUCUGGAGCAUCCCCUGGCAGGUUUUUGUGGCCACUGGGUGCAUUUCUCAACCCCAUCAGGCUCCAACAGCCCCUUCCCCUCCCACCAAAGCCCCUGUGGCAGCACAGGCACGUGCAGAAAACCUUGGAGCUGGAGCACAGGCUGGGCUUGUGCUGUGCAGGGAACUGGAGCAUCCGGAGAAAGUUCAUUCUUGUCUGGAUCCUGAUCUGAGUCACGUGCUGAGGGCUGAGCCCUCGCUGGGGGAAGGUGACAGUGACAGGCACCGGGGCCCAUAAAUCUACCAAAGGCCUUGAGCUGCUCGAGGAACACGCCGUGGAAAAAGCAAAGCGUAAGCAGUUCUGGGGACAGGAUGCUGGCACAGGGGGAGGGAGCAGGAUGUCCCAGGAGAAGUCCAUGACCAGGGGUUAAGAUGGAUACGGGGUUAUCGUGGGGCUGGCUGGGAAAGCUCUGCCAGUUCCAGGGGUUCUUGAUGGGGUAAAACCCCAAAUACAAAACCCUAAAUACCUCCAGGUUCCUUCUGCAGGGAUGUUCCUCUGUAUGCUGGGACAGGAACACUGAGGGAGAAAUCCAAAUCCACGUCUUGCACAGAAACCCUGGGAAGGCUCCAGCCCCUCCAUCAGAAUUCCCUGCUCAGAGCAGCAGCUCAGGCUUCCCCUUCCUCUGCUCCUCACACCUGUGAGUGCAGAACCCCAGGGGCUGCAAGACCCCAGAGAUCUGCACCCUCUUCAUCCCCCGAUCCCAAAUCCUCCCUUUGCUAAUUCCCUCCAGUUUCCAAUGGAUAAAUGGAUUAUAAAUACACAAUCAGCCACACAUCAGGGCAAAAACAUAUUCAAGAGACUUAAACAAGUAAAAUGUGGUGUUUCACCUAAUAAACUAAAUUUUUAGCUGUC
Messenger RNA from Parus major (Great Tit), 3154 nucleotides. RefSeq names its product G protein-coupled receptor 182 (gene ACKR5). Bases 480 to 1574 code for a protein of 364 amino acids. The transcript has 2 exons. NCBI's taxonomy places the organism in Eukaryota, Metazoa, Chordata, Aves, Passeriformes, Paridae. Gene Ontology annotation, molecular function: G protein-coupled receptor activity. Gene Ontology annotation, cellular component: membrane. Gene Ontology annotation, biological process: G protein-coupled receptor signaling pathway. The record is from RefSeq and is a predicted model, not a curated record.